AUGACGAUAAAAAAUAAAAAGACUAAGCAAUCAAAAUCGUCCGAAGUGACAUCAUCCAGUAGUGCAUCGACUAGUGUUCAGAAGACCAGUUCAUCCACGUCGGUGCAGCAAAGUAAGGUUAGCUCUGGUAAGAAGGUUCGAUAUAUCGAUGUGAAGGUUGAAGAAGAUGACCCGCUCAUGAUAACCGAUAUAACUGACAAUUCUUCGAUAGCCGGUUCAACCAUAUCAGAACAUUACAAUAGUCAUCCGCACUAUGUUAUCACAGAAGCUCCUUCUAUGACUGAUUUGUCGCAAAUAAGGUCACAGCACCACAUUAGCGAUAUGGCACUAUCAACUUCUGGCGACUUUGUCUCUAGUUCGGUACUCCAGGAGUCUUCGUCGACUCACGAACAAGUUUCCAAGUCUGAAACAUUCCAAACAUCAUCAUCUUCAGUUCAGCAAUCUAGUUCUAGCGAAAGUCAAACCUUUGACAGAACAGCAGAUUCUACUGCUGCAAAUCAAACGUUGAAUACAGCUUUCAUUGACAAUUCUACAGCAAAUGUGACUAAUUCUAAUAAAUUCUUGAAUCGAUCGCAGACAGGUAACGCUUCCAAUUCUUUUCUCGAGAUUGAGCGUCAUAACUUAGCUAGUCAGACAUCGAAUUCAAACAUGCCUAAAACAAAUACGGCGAAACCAGCUGACAAACAAAAUGUAAAACAAGUUAAAUUAAUCGGUGGUAAAAUUGUUCGUAAUUCUUCUGGACCAUCACAGAAGAAUCAAAGCGUGCGUUCUGAUUCUUCUAAUUUCUAUGGGGGUGAAGGGACUCUGGAUAAAAAAAGGAACACGACGGAAUAUAGCAGCACUUCAAAAACGAGUGAAUCUAAGAGUAGCAAUGUUACAAAAUCAUCGUCAUCAUCCUAUGUUGUAGAAAUUGUAGACGGUAAAGAACGUAUCGUUGACAGCUCAAAGAGAGAAUGGGGCGAUGCUCAAGAACACGCCUCAAAAGAAGACUAUGUCAGUGUAAGUGGAACUGGGAUGAAGCCACAAUCUGCGCAUAGCACAGAGAAUUAUGACAUGAAAGCAAAGUAUGACACUGGUAAGGAUGGAAAAAGCCCUACCAGCGAGUUGAAAGUGGCCGAAGAUUCUAAAUUGAUAGAAAAUGGAAAACAAACAGCUUCUCAUUCUAGUGUCAUUUCAGAAAAAGACAACAUUGCGAAGCACCAACAAUAUAUUACUAAUCGAGAGAAUGCAACAUCUGAUCAGCAAUCCCCUCUGACAAGAGAUGGUCAAAAUUAUGAACAUAUAACAAAUCGUAAUACUGUAACGUCUGAUCGAGAAUCGUCUACAAUUAGAGAUGAACAAUAUUUAAAGCACCAUGAUCAUAUAACAUCAGAUCAUACACAAUCUAUUGCUAGAGAUGACUACAUUACAUCUGAACGACAACCAUCAGUGAGAAGAGGUGAUCAACAAUACACAACAAACCGUCAAGAUGUAACGUCUGACUACCAAUCAUCAGACUCACGACACAUAAGUCAACAGUCAAAUAUUGUGUCUGAAGAUUUUACCACAACUCAGACUUCUAAAGAUAUUGUUGAACGUAAAAAUGUUAGCAUAGACGACCGAAGACGUAACACUAAUCAAACAGAUUCCUCAAACUUUUACGGUUACGAUGCAACUAUUCAAAAUGAACUUAAGAAAGUUGGUAAUAUUUUACAAGUACCUGACACUGAAAAUAUAAAUUUCUCAACAAAAAUACUAAAAAGCAAUACAAGUAGUGCUCAGCAAGCUUCUACAUCCUCCUAUGUAGUAGAAAUUGUUGAUGGCAAAGAGACUAUAGUUAACACAGCUCAUCGAGAAUGGGGAGACACUAAGGAACAUUCCACACAUGAGAAAAGUCAUUCUAUCAGUGGAACAGGACUCAAACCGGAACACGAAUAUUCACGACAUGUACUAGAUAAAGAAUCUCAUUAUGAUACUGGUAAAAAUGGGGUUCCUAAAAGUUUUUUGCAAGUAUCAGAGGAAUCUGCCUUGUAUAAAGAUGGCAAAAAGAUAGCAUCUACUAGUAACACAUAUGGUGGCGAUUUCACAAAUAAGAGACCAAUUACUGAAUACGUUGAUGAAAGAGAUGAUUUACAUAAUAAACGUAUUCCUGAUACGACUGAUGGGAGUAUCCCUACCGCGAAAAAGUCACCUUCAGAUAGACCAGAUGUUCCAUUUACCAGCAACGUAAAAGACACUACUGAAUUUAUUACGUCUGAAAAACAAAAUAUAACUAAAGAAUCUACAUCGGCUACAACUUCUCAAACAAAAGAUACAUUGACUACGUACGAAAGAAGCACUGGAGCAUGGAACGGGAAGUUCGUGUAUGAGAAAGAUAAUGACCGCCCUAAACAACCUAAACAAAUGUCACCUUUUGGUAAACCAGAGCAGCCAAGACAUCAUCUAACACGACAGGAUACACAAGAAAAUAUAAUAUUAUCAUCAAAAGAUAUUAAAGACUUCACAUCCAUCAGCGACUUGCGGAAACUUAUUGAGAAAUCACAGACUAAAAAAGAUAUAAAAGUCAGUAACAAAAAUAUCGUGAUAAACAGAAACAUUGAUGACAAAAUUCUAAAAGAAAUUAUAGACACGGUAAAAAAAUAUCCUUUUAAGAGAAUUGAAAAAGUGACACUUGGUACGAAAUUUAAUGAAGAUAUAAAAGACCUUUAUGAAGGUAUCGAUACUGAAGAAUCUACUGUAUUAACAUCCACUACAGGUGAAACCACUAGAAAGGUUUUUGAUAUCGAGAAAACGAAAAGUCAAGUUGAGGUCACUAGAUACAUCACCGAGAAUGGCAUUACGAGGAAAAUUACUACUUAUGAAGAUGCGAAAGAAGACGAUAAAAUUAGGACGGACGUCUUCGUCGACAAGAGCAAGUUCGACUUCAAAAACUUGCGCGAUGUCCAAACGACCGAAGACGUUAUUCGAGAAUACGACGUGGUAGACCAUGCUAUCACGGAUACUACGAGGGAAGAUAGGACUGUCAGCACCGUCUACGAUGAGACUAUCAUCGACGACAGGAAAACAAUGCGUGACGACAGGACUACUGUUGAAGAGACUGUUAUCAUCGAAGACCGCGAAACCAGGCCCAGAGGGGGCCCAAAGAAACCGGAGAAGACCGUCGUUAAGGAACAGUGUAUAUGUGAAAUCUGCACUUGUGGGCGUCACCGUUGCCCACACAACGAUGUCCCGGAGCCAUUGUUCGAUGUGGAGCACACGACGAGCGUGGUCUCCGCAUACAAGCGUGACUACGAUGAGAAACACGUGAGCCGUACUACUGCUAUUCAUCAUGAGGACCACCUUCGCCUUGAAGCAGAAAAGGCAAUAGUUAAAAAACCAAAAGACAAUUUACAACCCGAGGGUGAAUUUACAACUAGACGGACCAUAACGGAAGAUUACAAAGUGGUGACCGGUGAAAGGGCUGAAAUCGUUCGUCGCACAGAUAACAUUAUCACAGAAGGGGAGUUUACUGAUACUACAACAUCGCGGACCGAGUAUACUGUAAAACCAGUUGAGAGACCAAAACCAGUACGGCGCAAUACAUGGACAAAAAUUGAAGGAGAUAUGAUUACAGACACAACAUCUAAAUCUGAAUUUAUUGAUUACACGGACACGGUUGAAAGAACUAAGAUAGCCACCCGGAAAACUGAUAAUUUAAUUCGCGAAGGUGAAAUAGAAUUUAUAACGUCCAAUCAGACAGAUUUCCCCGAAAAAAAUACGCCUGUUGAACGUCCAAAAAGACGUCGAACAUGGACUAAAGAAGAUUUUGAGAAGUUUUAUUCCACAGAAGAGUUAGAAAAAAUAACGACAACACAAGAAGAGUAUAGGACAUAUGACGAGACUGACGUCAGACAACAGCGUAUUAUAAGAAAAGAUAACUUGCAUAUGGAAGGUACUUUUGAUAGUCAUACGAAGAAACCAGAAGAUAAUCUGAAGCCAGAAGGGGACAUGGAAGUCAUAAGAAGAACUGAUUUUACAGCAACACGUGGUGACCGUAUGGACAUCAUAAAACAUGAAGACCAUCUUAAAAUGGAAGGAGUUAUUGACGUUCAUCGCUCUAGGGACGAUUACAAGCAUAUUGAAAAGAUGGAAAAGGUAAUCAUACUAAGACAUGAAGAUAAUUUAAGAACUGAAGGUGAAUUUAUUGAUCUCGAAGUUCGAAACGACUAUAGUGCUACAAAAGGUGAAAGAGCACCUGUUAUUAAACCACAAGAUAAUCUAAAGCCUGAUGGUAAAUUUUAUAAACCUGAGAUUAUACCUUCUCAACCAGCUGAAAGACGUAAGCCGUUUAAACAAGUUGAUAAUAUUACUAUUGAAAGAGAUCUUGACGUGCGACAAAGACAAAAAGUAGAGCGUCUUGAUAUAAUUAGACGAGAAGAUAACUUAAAGAUAGAAGGAGAAUUUAUAGACAUGAAACAAAGAAACGAUUAUACAAAAGUUGUAGGUGAACGAGCUGCUAUUGUCAAACACGAAGAUAAUCUAAGAAUGGAAGGCAAAAUGGAAAACACAAGAUCAUCUGAUACUUACCGAGUGGUAAAAGGUCAAAGAGUAAAAUUAACUCGUAGGGAAGAUAAUCUAAAAAUCGAGGGGGUAUUUGAAGAUCACACUCGUAGAGAUGAUUAUAAAGUCACGAGAGGCGAAAGAUUAGCGAUAGUAUAUCCUACAGACAACUUAAAACCAGAAGAUUUUGAAAGAAAACCUAAACGAGAACCAGAAAUUGAUGAGAAACAUACACCUCAUAAACAAACUGACAAUUUGAAACCAGAGAGUGAAUCUGAUAGACCUUCAAGACCAAAAUGGGAAACUGCAGAACGUCCCGUAUAUAUUGACCGAUCAGAUGAUUUACAACCUGAAGGACCUUUUGUUGAUCGCCCUAAUACUUACAGGCAGCCGAAAGAUACAUUAGAACAAGUUCACCCCAAGGACAAUCUGAAACUAGAGGGUCCGCAGAAAUGGAGUCCAGCAGAAAAAUCGGACCAAAUGAAACCACGAGAUAAUCUUAGGAAUGUAAAUGGGGAGACGACUAUACAUGAUGCAUCUAAAUUCAAAGUAAAUGAGUCAACAAAAAGGUCAUUCGAAAGUAAAACUGUUGUGGGUCAUGACAAUUAUGAUGCCGUAUCUCAAAGUACAUCACGCCAUGAUAAUCAAGUACGCCAUGACGACAGAUCUUCUCACACCGAUAGUCAUUUGAGGCAAUCUUACAGUAAUGUUGAUCAUUCCACAUCGUCGAAUACACAAUCUGAUACUCGCAUUAAAUAUAAUACAUCACACGAUAUCAUUGACCGUAGUGAUUCACACAAAUAUGUAGAUCGAGUUGCGAAAAACGACGUUAUGGAUCGCAACGAUCGCAACAAAACGGUUAAUGUAACUGAUCGUUCUGUGUCCAGAAGUAGCACAGAAAAGAACAUUGUAAACAAAAGCGAUACUAAACAUACGAAAACUGUGACAUCCACAACCACGAAAACUACAAGGCAAAUUACAGAAAAGAAGCUUAGAGGCGGAAAGUGGGUGAUGGUCACUAGAAACGUGGAAGUAGACGUAAGCGGAGGUGAUUCAGGAAGAUUUACACCUCAGCGGUCAUCCCCGAACAGAGAUGCUGAUGAACGUUCACAGCGUCCUCCGCAGGUUGGAGGUGAUUCAACUCAGCGAAUUGAACAAGUUAAGUCAUCAACUAAUCAAGAUACUGUCAAUACGAUUCAGGGAUCUAAAGAAAUAACCGCUAUUAAUCAAAAAAAUUCCCGUUCCACACAACAAUAUACUGAUAAUACAAGAAGAAUGAAUUCCUCUGAAGAGACAGUUACAUCAUCACAUUCUAGCCAAACCUUAAGUUCAAAUCAACGUCACACAACAAUUUCUGAAGGUCAUACUCAAAAAAGCACGGGAGGCACAAUUAUUUCUAGAAAUCAAACCGGUCAAAACUUUACUGGACCGGAUGGUCAUCAUAUAAUUAGAGAAGUCGGUGGCGAUACUAUUCAGAGAACUAUAACCACUGAUCGAUCCGGAAGAUCAUCAAUAAAUCAAGGUCCUGUUACUGAGAGUCAUAUACAGAGAAAUGUUAACUCAGUUACACACAAAGGUAGUCACGGUGAACAACAUACUGCAAGUUCGACACAUUCAGUAAACAGGAGCCAGCUGAGUGAUAGUGUUACAAACACUAGUAUUGAGUUCCAAAGGGCUAUGCAUGGCGGUGGUGAUACUCUAUCAUCUACCGUUGUUAAUAAUACCCCACGUAGUGGACAUCACAAACGAACAUCUGACCUCGUUUCUGAUUCCUCUUCCACAAACUCAAUUUUACAUCGUCGCGGAGUACAAUCUACCACAGAAGCUCAUCAUUCCAUUAGCUCUACAGCAGCAGCGCAAAGAAAGAGCAUCGGCAAUCUUUCGGAACGAGGUGAAUAUAUAAGUAACUCCACCCAUAGCGCAGACAGGAAAAGUAUUAGUUCGAUACAUCGCUCUACAAGGGAGAAUAUGGGUGUCAUAUCACAACACGAAAGUGGGGACACUCAUCGUAAUCAAACUAGAAGAGAUGGGCAAUCUACAAUGGUGGUGGACCGUCAACCGAGAGUCGUCAGAGACAAUCUGAAAGUUGGUGGUGAGUUUUACGGUCAAUCGGAGGCACGUUCUUAUGGCAACUUUUCGCGAUCAGAACAUGUUCAGAGAGUCGAUCGCUCAGAGCGAAGUGACCGUGUAGAGCGUGUGGAGCGGGUCUCACGUCAUGGAAAUACUUCGCAUUUUGUUUUAGGCGAUGGCAAUACAAGCUACAAACGCGAAUUUACUUCGCAUGUUCACGGCACUUGCCCUGCUUCGUUGAUUGAAACAGGACGGGCUCCUUUUAAACAUACACGCGAUUCUCGUGAACACAAAUUUUAUGCUACAAAAAUAAGGCAGCCGUGA
Messenger RNA from Arctia plantaginis, 6912 nucleotides. NCBI's taxonomy places the organism in Eukaryota, Metazoa, Arthropoda, Insecta, Lepidoptera, Erebidae. The record is from the annotation of a GenBank genome assembly.